Messenger RNA from Paramecium octaurelia, 579 nucleotides. NCBI's taxonomy places the organism in Eukaryota, Ciliophora, Oligohymenophorea, Peniculida, Parameciidae. The record is from the annotation of a GenBank genome assembly.
AUAUAUUAUAAAUUAAAAUCCAUUCUGAUUGGAUGAAUCAAUUUCGAUAAGAAGAUAAUUAAAAAUAAGAGAUCUAAGAUGAUAAUCUAAUGUUUUAAUAUAAUUUUUAUUUAAUAGAAGGCAAAUACCAAACUAUAGUAGGUUUCUACCUAUAGCAAAUAUAAACAGAAUCAUGAAGAAAGCACUCCCUGAAAAUGCGAAGAUUGCUAAAGAUGCCAAAGAAACUGUAUAAGAAUGUGUUUCAGAGUAAGGAAUAAUUUGAUAAAUAGAUUCAUAUCAUUCAUAACAUCAGAAGCUUGUGAAAAAUGCAAGAAUGAGAAAAGGAAGACAAUAAAUGGAGAAGACCUAUUGUAUGCCAUUAACACAUUGGGUUUUGAAAGUUAUGUUGAUAUAUUAAAACUCUAUUUAAAUAAAUAUAGAGAGGUACAAAAUGCAUAUCAUUGGAUAGGCAGUCAAAGCGGUAGAGGGCACAACAGGAGCAACUAAUUAAAAAAGGAAAAGGCAAAAUUCAUCUGAUGAUGAUGACGAGGAUGAUGAAGAAGAUGAAGAAGAUAACGAUGAUGAUGAUCAAUCCUGAAC